Molecule: messenger RNA, 834 nt
Organism: Capronia epimyces CBS 606.96
Lineage: Eukaryota; Fungi; Ascomycota; Eurotiomycetes; Chaetothyriales; Herpotrichiellaceae
Exons: 1
Coding region: 1-834 (277 amino acids)
Biological process (GO): intracellular protein transport; vesicle fusion
Cellular component (GO): endomembrane system; SNARE complex
Molecular function (GO): SNARE binding; SNAP receptor activity
Source: RefSeq, a predicted model, not a curated record
AUGUCAAACCCAUCCCAGCUGCUCCUCCUCGCAGACCACAUCAAGCUUUCGCUCCUAGAACGCCAGCGCGCCAUCUCGCUAAAACUCGAUCCAAACCCCUCCCAAGAUUCCAACCUCGCUCGUUCGUUAGAAUCUCUUCGAGAAGGCAUCGAAUUACUGUCCACCCGGUCUGACGACGACGAAUCCCUCGAUCAACUCCGCGCUCAAUACAAUGACCUAUCCCGACAGUUCCAUGGCGAGAACUCCACCACGGCCACGGCCACUCUUUCGUCUCCCAAUGACCCUGCACUGAAAGACGACUUUGCGCGGGCACAAACCCGCAAGUCCAGUGAAUCCCAACAGCGACGUGCUUCCAACUUACGAAAGCAAGCAUCUACGCAGAGUCAGGCGGCGAAGAACGUCCGAUUCCGCGAUAACCCUUCACAAGAAUCUCUGGAUGAAGUAGAGGAAGCUAAUCGUGCCGCCCUAUUCCCCGUUCGAUACACCGAUGACGACUCGAGUCGCGUGCAAACCCCCGAUCCCGCAUCGCUGAACAAUGUACAAAUCCAUGCAUACCAUCAACAAGUGAUUGCUGAGCAAGAUGAACAACUGGACCGACUGGGCGAGUCAAUCGGCCGUCAGCGACAUCUGGCCCUACAGGUGGGUGACGAGCUCGAAGGGCAAAUAGGCCUAUUAGAUGAGGUGGAUCGUGGCGUGGACAGGCAUCAAGGUCGUUUGGACGGUGCGACACGGCGGUUACAGGGCGUGAGUCGGCGAGUGAAGCAGAAUUGGGGCAUGACGACCAUCAUCGUUUUGAUCGUCAUCUUGUUAUUGCUGAUUGUGCUGUUGAAAUGA